Messenger RNA from Oncorhynchus nerka (sockeye salmon), 3793 nucleotides. RefSeq names its product COP9 signalosome complex subunit 2-like. The record is from RefSeq and is a predicted model, not a curated record. The transcript has 13 exons. Gene Ontology annotation, biological process: protein deneddylation. Gene Ontology annotation, cellular component: COP9 signalosome. The coding region runs from base 91 to 1494 and encodes 467 amino acids. Lineage: Eukaryota; Metazoa; Chordata; Actinopteri; Salmoniformes; Salmonidae.
GCGGAUGACGUAGAAGCGCUCUAGUAUCUUUGCUGCGACGGUCUGCUGCCACUAGCAAGGUUCCUAUCGAUCUCUAGCUUCGUAGUAAAGAUGUCUGAUAUGGAAGAUGACUUCAUGUGCGAUGAUGAAGAGGAUUAUGAUCUGGUAAACUCCUCAGAAGAAUACUCAGAGGACAGCAACUCUGAGCCCAAUGUUGAUUUAGAGAAUCAAUACUACAAUUCAAAGGCUUUGAAGGAGGAUGACCCCAAAGCAGCUCUCAUCAGCUUCCAGAAGGUCUUAGAGCUGGAGGGUGAGAAAGGAGAAUGGGGUUUCAAGGCCUUGAAACAGAUGAUUAAGAUUAACUUCAAACUGACAAAUUUCCCUGAAAUGAUGAACAGGUACAAGCAGCUGUUGACAUACAUCCGGAGUGCAGUUACAAGAAACUAUUCUGAAAAAUCCAUCAAUUCCAUCCUUGAUUAUAUCUCAACGUCAAAGCAGAUGGACUUGCUGCAGGAGUUUUAUGAAACAACGUUGGAUGCAUUAAAGGAUGCCAAAAACGACAGGCUUUGGUUUAAAACCAACACUAAACUUGGGAAGUUGUACCUGGAGAGAGAAGAGUAUGGUAAACUUCAGAAGAUCCUGAGGCAGCUGCACCAGUCCUGUCAGGUGAAGAAACACUCCUCAUCAAUGCAAUCAGAGGUUUUCACAGAGGUCUUUACAGAGACGGAUGACGGUGAGGAUGACCUGAAGAAAGGCACCCAGCUCUUGGAGAUCUAUGCUCUGGAGAUCCAGAUGUAUACGGCCCAGAAGAACAACAAGAAGCUGAAGGCGCUGUAUGAACAGUCUCUACACAUCAAGUCUGCCAUCCCUCACCCUCUCAUCAUGGGAGUCAUCAGAGAGUGUGGAGGUAAAAUGCAUUUGAGAGAAGGGGAGUUUGAGAAGGCUCACACAGACUUCUUCGAGGCGUUUAAGAACUACGAUGAAUCAGGAAGUCCCCGACGAACCACCUGUCUAAAGUACCUGGUGUUGGCCAACAUGCUGAUGAAGUCUGGAAUCAACCCCUUCGACUCACAGGAGGCUAAACCCUAUAAAAAUGAUCCAGACAUCCUUGCAAUGACUAACUUGGUCAGUUCCUACCAGAACAAUGACAUCACAGAGUUUGAGAAGAUCCUGAAGACCAAUCACAGUAACAUAAUGGAUGAUCCGUUCAUAAGGGAACAUAUAGAAGAGUUAUUACGAAAUAUAAGGACGCAAGUGCUUAUCAAAUUAAUCAAGCCUUACACGAGAAUACACAUACCUUUUAUUUCCAAGGAAUUAAACAUUUAUGUCUGCGACGUGGAAAGCCUCCUAGUUCAAUGCAUUCUAGACGGCACGAUCAACGGCCGCAUCGACCAAGUCAACCAACUGUUGGAGCUGGAUCACCAGAAGAGGAAUGGAGCCCGAUACAUGGCUUUAGAUAAAUGGACGAAUCAGCUGAAUACUCUCAACCAGGCCAUCGUCAGCAAACUGGCCUAAUCAGUAGUGUAACUGAAAAAGUUACUAAUUCGAUGUUGAGGAGCGGAGGAGGAGGAGGAGGAGGAGGGGGGGGGGGGGGGUGGUGUAUAUAUCAACAUGAGUAGUGAGUUAACCCAAUUCGUCUCAUUUACAGUAGCAGUAAGCUUCCUUUUCAAGAUGACAGUAAUAGACUGAUGAUCUCCACAGCUUCCAAUAUCUAAUUUACAGUCACUUCCUGUGAUGUAACAGAUUAUUUAAAGGUAGAAGUCAAGAGGUGCCUGUUACCCAGCUUGUGUUUCUUGGCCUGGGUCCACUCUACUGGUCACAGAUUAAUAGUCCUGAACUAAGGAGCAAGCUCAAUGAGAGUUUUUAGGAGUCAAACUCCUCUUAAUCUGUGGGAAACCGGUCCCUAGUGUCCCAAAACCAACACAGAAGACUGUAAAAAUCCAUUUACUAUCGUGAAACAUGUCCGCUCUACCACAGUAUUGCCCCCUUCUAAUGAAAUGUGAAUACGAAAAUGUAUUGAAGCAUUAAUGAUGGUGAGCAGUGAGAAGGUUUCAUGUCAAAAUCAGCAAUGGCUUUUUCUGCAAGAUGUCCAGUGAUUGGCUGUACAGUCUUUCAUAAAAGGGAGCUCCAGAUGUCCAGUGAUUGGCUGUACCAUCUUUCAUAAAAGGGAGCUCCAGAUGUCCAGUGAUUGGCUGUACCAUCUUUCAUAAAAGGGAGCUCCAGAUUUCAUGUGGUACAUUGUUGUGACACUGUUAAAAACACAUUUUAUCUUUUGUUUUGUUACCGAAAUAAAAAAGGUAAUUUUUGCUUCACUCUAACUUUUACUUAGUUUUAUUUAUUUUAUAAAUCAUGUGGAGCCAUCCGGUGACUGAUCUGUCAGCAACAACCAGAGGUGUAAUGGUGACGUGGGCAUAUCCUAAUUUUGCCAAAAAUGUCCCAAGCCCGUCUGCCCGGCAAAGGGAAAGUAUUCAGACCCCUUGACUUUCUUCACAGUUUUUUAACUCGUCAAUCUACACACAAUACCCCAUAAUGACAGAUUUGUAUAAUUAUUUUUUAGAUUUAAAAAAAAAAAAUAUUAACUGCAAUAUCACAUUUACAUAAGUAUUCAGACCCUUUACUCAGUACUUUGUUGAAGAACCUUUGUCAGCGAUUACAGCCUCGAGUCUUCUUUGGUAUGACGCUACAAGCUUGGGACACCUGUAGUCCAGGUGCGACACAACUAGGGCCUGUAGGACCUGCCUUGUUGAUAGUGUUGUUAAGAAGGUAGAAACUAGGGCCUGUAGGACCUGCCUUGUUGAUAGUGUUGUUAAGAAGGUAGAAACUAGGGCCUGUAGGACCUGCCUUGUUGAUAGUGUUGUUAAGAAGGUAGAAACUAGGGCCUGUAGGAUCUGCCUUGUUGAUAGUGUUGUUAAGAAGGUAGAAACUAGGGCCUGUAGGACCUGCCUUGUUGAUAGUGUUGUUAAGAAGGUAGAAACUAGGGCCUGUAGGACCUGCCUUGUUGAUAGUGUUGUUAAGAAGGUAGAAACUAGGGCCUGUAGGACCUGUCUUGUUGAUAGUGUUGUUAAGAAGGUAGAGCAUCACUUUAUUAUGGACAGACUUCUCCCCAUCUUAGCUACUGUUGUAUCAAUAUGUUUUGACCAUGACAGUUUACAAUCCAGGGUUACUCCAAGCAGUUUAGUCACCUCAACUUGCUCAAUUUCCACAUUAUUCACAAUGAGAUUUAGUUGAGGUUUAAGGUUUAGUGAAUGAUUUGUCCCAAAUACAAUGCUUUUAUUUUUGUAAAUAUUUAGGACUAACUUAUUCCUUGCCACCCAUUCUGAAAGUAACUGCAGCUCUUUGUUAAACGUUGCUGUCAUUUCAGUCGCUGUAGUAGCUGACGUGUAUAGCAUUGUAUCUGGUCAAACACAACGUUUUCCAGAAGUUUGCUACGGGUUGGUAACAGGCUGAUUGGUCGGCAGUUUGAGCCAGUUAAGGGGGCUUUACUAUUCUUCAGUAGGGGAAUGACUUUAUCUUCCCUCCAAGCCUGAGGAACCCUUUCCUGUAGGCUUAAAUUGAAGAUGUGGCAAUAUCAUCCGCUAUUAUCCUCAGUCAUUUUCCAUCCAGGUUAUCAAACCCUCGGUGGCUUGUCAUUCUUUGAUAGACAAUUUUUUUCACCUCUUCCACACUCACUUUACGGAAUUCAAAAUUUCAAUGUUUGUCUUUCAUAAUUUGGUCAGAUAUACUUGGAUGUGUAGUGUCAGCGUUUGUUGUUUGCAUGUUAUGCCUAAAUUUGCUAAUCUUGCCAAUAAAAAAAUAAUUACAGAAGUUAGCCAUA